AUGAGAUCGGCAUUUAAAGACGAACAUCCCUUUGAAAAGAGAAAGGCUGAAUCAAGUAGAAUUACUCAAAGAUUUAAAGAUCGAGUUCCUGUUAUUUGUGAAAAGGUUGAGAAUUCAGAAAUACCAGAAAUUGAUAAACGGAAAUAUUUAGUUCCAUUAGAUUUAAGUGUGGGACAAUUUGUUUAUGUGAUUAGAAAAAGAAUUAAAUUACCAAGUGAAAAGGCUAUUUUUAUUUUUAUUAAUGAUAUUUUACCUCCAACUUCUGCUUUAAUUAGUACUAUUUAUGAAGAACAUAAAGAUGAUGAUGGAUUUUUAUAUGUAUUAUAUUCUGGUGAAAAUACAUUUGGAGAAAAAUUUGAAAUUGAUUUAUCAUCCAUUGAUUUUGAAAAAGAAUUAAAGGAUUAUUAG
Messenger RNA from Scheffersomyces coipomensis, 408 nucleotides. RefSeq names its product ubiquitin-like protein (gene AUT7). The coding region runs from base 1 to 408 and encodes 135 amino acids. Gene Ontology annotation, biological process: macroautophagy; cellular response to nitrogen starvation. The transcript has a single exon. Gene Ontology annotation, cellular component: fungal-type vacuole membrane; autophagosome; cytosol. The record is from RefSeq and is a predicted model, not a curated record. Gene Ontology annotation, molecular function: phosphatidylethanolamine binding. Lineage: Eukaryota; Fungi; Ascomycota; Pichiomycetes; Serinales; Debaryomycetaceae.